AUGAGUAAUUCGCCGUUAUCAAUGGGGGAAACCCCCUCUGAGUUGGUCCUCACUCCUUCUCGUACUACCGAAGACGCUGACAACGCGUGGGAAAAAAACAAACAGCAAAGCGAAAAAUAUGUAGAAAUAAAUCACGAAAAAAAAAAAGCACUUCUCGGGGAUGAAAAUGGUAAAUCCCCCUGGGUUAGCGAAAACACAAACAGCCUGAAUUGUGAUGAUGUGAAAUACAACCACUCCCCUAGCUCAAAUAGCGACAUCAUCGGAAAAAUGAAAGCAUACGCUCCAUUUAAGCUGAAAGUGGGUGCUGUGUCUGGGGAAAGAGUAAAGAAAAACUGCGCAAUAAAUGAAAAAUAUCAUAAAGCAAAAAAUGAGUACACAUCAAACACAGCAGAUGUUCCUCCUUUUAAAAGCGCAAAUAAGUAUGCCUCAUGCAAUUGUGCAGUUCUGCAUAAGAAUAUGAUGAGCACAAACAAAAAGGAAAAUGAGUGCACCGAUAUAAAGCAAAUACACAGCGAUUUUAUUUAUUUAAUUAUAAAAUAUCUAUACUAUGAAAGAAUUCUCCCGGAAGCAAAUGAAGUAAAAAGGAAGAUAAGUAAGUACUUCCCAGACUGUGGGAUCCUCAACACAAAUUUCGUAAACAUAUGUAGGGAGGAUAUCAGUCAGAGAUUUUUAAUAUGCAGGAUAAAUUCACAUGAAGAAGAAAAUGAAGAAGAGGUAGAAGAAGAGGAAGAAGAAGAAAAAAGAGAAAAAACAUAUUUUAGGAAGACAUUUAAUAACGAAAAUAUCUGUAUAUACCUCAGAGAUAUAUCCAAAGAUUUCUUUAUAAAUCCUAAUGACGAUACUGAAAGCGUUUUGCAGUACAUCCCUCUCCUGUUCAUUCAUAUUAUUGACAGGUUUAGGUUACAGUCCAGUGACAAUAAUCACAAGGGAGGGAGAUACAUCUUGGCCGAAACGCUAAAACACACAGGCCCAUAUAUUUUCAGAACGAUGAAGUUAGGAAGAAUAAUACACAUACUCCAAAAAUGCAUCGACUUGAACAUCCUCUCGUACUACAACAAUAAUAUUAUUCCCAUAUUUACCUCGAUGGCUAUUUCCAAAACGUAUGUUUCAAAAAUGCUGGUUAAUGAAACUCCCGAUUCAAAGAAUCACAAGGAAAAUUCCAUAACUAUCAUAAAGGAUAGGAUCUAUCGUCUUCUCCAUAGCUACUCAGAGGAUAAAACAAAGGGAAAAGGCUUUUCACUAAGCAGGUUACCCCUCAUUUACAAAAAUGUGUACAAAGAAAGCAUAAACAUAGAUCAAAUAGGAUACUCGAAGCUGACAGAAUUUAUAAAUAACGAGCUAAGUGACAUAUGUUUCAUUUCCACGCAGCAUAAGUUCCAGUGCAUACUUAUGCCCCUUAUGGAAAAUGAGCAAAAACACCGGGAUAAAAAUGCAAAACUAAAAAAGGAAAAACAGUUAAAAGAGUCCCUGGACUACAUAAAAAAUUACCAAUGGGAAAGGUGCAUAUCGUAUUUACACUUUGCAAAUUAUUUCAGAAACAAAAAGACGAAAUCCCAAGUAAAGCGAGCAGCUCCAAAAGAUACCAUAGAGCAACUAAUAAACAACAGCUUUCUCAUUAAGCAUAAAAAUUACCUUGAUCGCACUUUAAAAAACGGUUCUGAUGAAAACGUCCCAUUGCUAUUACCCUUGGAUGUUUUCAAUUUGCCAUCAUCGUAUGAUAUGUACGAUGCCUACCAUAAGUCAGAAACCUAUUACAGUACAAAUCCUACAGAAGACAAUUCGGUCAUCAAAUGCAUAAAUAAUAUGCAAAGCAAAUGCAGCAUCUUAUAUGAUCUUAAAAAAUGUGUUUCUAUGGAUAUUUCCAUUGAAGAGUCUGUAAAUAUUAACCACAUGUAUCAUAGUUACCCAUCUUCAUAUAAUGUGUUCCACUCUCUUUUUAAGGACACCAUAGAAGAGAUUCCCAUUGUUGAUCAACAUCGAAUGCAAAUUUAA
Messenger RNA from Plasmodium cynomolgi strain B, 1992 nucleotides. RefSeq lists its product as hypothetical. The record is from RefSeq and is a predicted model, not a curated record. Bases 1 to 1992 code for a protein of 663 amino acids. The transcript has 5 exons. NCBI's taxonomy places the organism in Eukaryota, Apicomplexa, Aconoidasida, Haemosporida, Plasmodiidae.